Molecule: messenger RNA, 504 nt
Organism: Fonsecaea multimorphosa CBS 102226
Lineage: Eukaryota; Fungi; Ascomycota; Eurotiomycetes; Chaetothyriales; Herpotrichiellaceae
Exons: 1
Coding region: 1-504 (167 amino acids)
Source: RefSeq, a predicted model, not a curated record
AUGACCAAACGACCAAGCUUGGUAACUGUUCAAGCGCACAGCUCCUUGUUGAAUAUCCGCUGGGACCCAGAGUUCUCGACACGGCGAGAACUGUCCUAUGAAUCCGAAAACGAAUCUUAUCUCAGGUCCAUUGCCGACUGGGAAUCAGAAAACCCAGUCGGCAGCACUGGCUGGCUCGAAGAUUUGGACAACGCCGUCCGAGGGUUCAUGCGAGGACCUGACCAGUCCGACGCCUGUACUCCGGAGGCCGACAUUGUGCUUGCGUUUUGCCACAAUUCGACAUUCAAGCAGCUCCUCGGACAAACAGAGGCCAUCCACAGUUUGUCACCCCGGAAUGCUUGGUUAGAUGAAAGAAACUUCAGAGAAGGAAGAGUUCAGGCAAGGACGCAGAGAGGCGCGCUGACAGCACGCCAAUUGUACGAUGCAUUGAACGCUCCGGUAAAUCGAGUCGAAUCUGGUCUACAGCGACCUCACUUUAACGUUAGAGCCCAAGCUAACGUUUAA